This is a messenger RNA of Gavialis gangeticus (Gharial), 2306 nucleotides long. It is a transcript of the gene RASL12, whose product is annotated as RAS like family 12. The record is from RefSeq and is a predicted model, not a curated record. Gene Ontology annotation, molecular function: GTPase activity; GTP binding. NCBI's taxonomy places the organism in Eukaryota, Metazoa, Chordata, Crocodylia, Gavialidae. Bases 437 to 1261 code for a protein of 274 amino acids. The transcript is spliced from 6 exons.
CGUUGCUUGCUGGUGUUCAGCGAGGAAAGCCCUCGGCAGGGAUGGGAAACCAGGGCCAGCCGAGCCCGAGAGAGGCAGCAGCUUUCCUUACAAGGAGUUUGGCUGGGGCUCAAGUGGCUAAAGUUGCAGGGAGUCAGAGGUUUUUUCCUUCCCUCCCUGCCUCAUUCAUUCAAGCGCAGGGCUGGAGCAGGCAGUCGUGGGAGCCGUCGCCGAGAUCCCAGUGACUCGCUCGCCCCGUCUGCGCCCGGCGGGUGGCAGCUGCUGGGGACGCGGCGCGUGGGUGCCCCCCUGGACCGGCUCCGCGGAGACGUGGGUGCGUGUGCGUGCGUGCAGAGGCAGCCCUGGCUCCGUGGAUACAAGCAAGAAAGUCUUCCCAGAAACUUCAUCCUUCUGGGCAUCCCUCAUGACAACCCGGCUCUGGCUUUAAGGCAGGAGAAUGUCUUCGAUGUUCGGCAAACCCCGGGCUGCCCCCAGCGCCGCCGACCGCCUGCCCCACAGCCUGGUGCCCGAGUGCAACGUGGCGAUCCUGGGAUGCCGAGGAGCUGGCAAGUCGGCGCUAACGGUGAAGUUUCUGACCAAGAGGUUUAUAAGUGAAUACGAUCCUAAUUUGGAGGACACCUACACCUCAGAAGAAAUCGUGGACCAGCAGCCGGUGCUGUUAAAAGUGAUGGACACGGCUGACCAGGAUGCACCACUCAACUGCGAGCGCUAUCUGCACUGGGCCAACGUGUUCCUGGUCGUCUACAGCAUUGACAACAAAAAGAGCUUUGAAGGUUGCCAUCAGUACCUGGAUAUCAUUUCCCUUCACUCGAAAGGCAUUCAGCACAAUUAUCCUGUCCUUCUGCUGGGAAACAAGUUAGAUAUGGAGCAAUACAGACAGGUCACCAAAUCCGACGGGCAGGCUCUCGCUGCCAAGUACGGGUGCUUGCUUUAUGAAGUUUCCGCCUGCCUGGAUUUCGAAUCUGUGCAGCACGUGUUCCACGAAGCCGUGCGGGAGAUGAGGCGGGAGAUGGAGAAGAGCCUGCCAGUCCGACCCCUGUUCAUCACCGAGGAGAGGCCAUGCCUGCACGUGGUGACACCAACGCCCGUGGCCUCCAGACACGGCCUGGCCAGCUGCACGUUCAACACGCUCUCCACAGUCAACUACAAAGAGAUUCCCUCUGUUGCACAAGCCAAGCUGGUCACAGUGAAAUCUUCCCGGGCCCAGAGCAAGAGGAAAGCUCCCACAUUGACUUUAUUGAAAGGCUUUAAAAUCUUUUAAGGCUUGACCCUACUGGCCCUGACUGCUUCAGUGCUUGAGGGAAAGCAGCAGCCACGGGGGUUUGGGGGACCUGGAGAACUGUUCUCCAAGUACAGCUGUGGCGUCAAGGUGCUGUUCUGGGGCAACAGUGGCUGGCUGCCUGGCAUUAGUGGCUGACCACAAUACACAUGGACUUAGCUGUACACAAAGCACUUUGUUAGGAUGCAACGAUUGAGGCCCAGGACGGAGUGCAGAAGACCCUGCAACUUGGUCCUUUCUCUCUGAAUGACUGCCUGUUUGUUCGUUCCCUGCAGCUUACUACGGACGUGGCAUUUGCACACUGCCCCUAUCAUUUGCACUGGGUGUUAGUGUCACUGUUGGUUAUAGCAGAAGCAAGACGUCUGUAUUUUGUAUGUGUACAUAGACAUAUAUAUAUAUUUUGGAAGCCUAUGUUAUAUGUGCUGUCUACAGGAUGAGAAGUGGACUAUGCUUGCCUUGGCCGUGAGUUAAAUACAUUUUGCUUUUUGCUCCUUCAAAGCCACAUCCUGUGCUUCUUGAGCAAAUUAGCACUGUGUCUUGAAAAAAUCAGCCCUCGGUAAUGCACACUAGAGGAUUAGCUAAAAUGGGCAACAUAUGUAAUAGCUGAGCCCAGAGUAAGGUCUGUGCUAAUGCUGAUGAAAUGAGUGGCAUGGCAAUUCAGGGUGGCAUUUGGUUCGUGCUGGCAGUGUUGAAGUCCUGCCGUGCGCAGGCAGGAAUCUGGGGGAGGCCGAGCAGACGGAAGUCGGAGUUAAGCUUGCUCCGGGUACGUGAGCGCUGCAUUUCUGUCUUUUCCAAUAUUAGGGUGAUUUUUGAAGGAGAUUUGGAAGCUUUUUUGUAACGGAGAAUUUUUCAGCUUUUCCAUGAAUGGCAAUAUUCUUUGCAGGUCUCCCCCCUAAAGUUACUAACAUAUCAAUUUACAGCUUUGAUUCCCUUUUAAGUGGAUGGAUUUAUAUGGAAAUUCAGAUGUCAGUCCAGUUUGACUUCCACUGAAAUCAACUGAAAAAUUCCCAAUGUCUGUGCGAGCAGG